Molecule: messenger RNA, 645 nt
Organism: Colletotrichum higginsianum IMI 349063
Lineage: Eukaryota; Fungi; Ascomycota; Sordariomycetes; Glomerellales; Glomerellaceae
Product: Fms interacting
Exons: 3
Coding region: 1-645 (214 amino acids)
Biological process (GO): mRNA export from nucleus; positive regulation of DNA-templated transcription, elongation
Cellular component (GO): THO complex part of transcription export complex
Molecular function (GO): mRNA binding
Source: RefSeq, a predicted model, not a curated record
AUGGCCGUAAACGACCUGGUAUCGGACAAGAAGUUGGGCGCUGUCUUGCAAACCUCCGGCGACGCCCAGAACCAGGCUCUCAAGCUGCUGCAGCUCCUCUCCGACAUCGCCCGGGCCGAGGAGACCGGCGGCGCCGUCGAGCAGCUGCAGGCGACGCUCUCCAAGGAGCAGAAGCUGCUGCUCACAAACAUCUCCCAGCUGCGUGGUCUGCAUCGCUCCGCCAACUUCGACGCCAGGGACACAAAGGCCCAGACUGCCGAGGCGCGGCACGAGGUCGACCGCCUACACCUCCAGCUGCAGAAUUUGUACUACGAACAGAGGCACCUCGAGGGCGAGAUCGAUGCGUGCGGGUCCUACGACCAUACUUACCAGAAGCUCUCUCUCAUCCCCGUCGAAAGCUUUGUUGCCCUGCAUCCAGAGCACGCUGACGACGAUGAGAACGCCAUGAUGGUUGCACGAAUUGGCCACGAGAGAGCGGAGCGGGAGGCCCUCGAGCAGCAGAGGCUGGAGCUUGUAGGAAGGAAGCAAAAGCUCAUCGCGGAUAACAAGAAGCGCAAGGACGACUUGGCCAACCUCGACAAGGACCUUGAGAAAUUCAUCGACGCUGCGAAACCCAUCCAAGAACUCUUCGAGAAGGUGGUCUGA